Chilo suppressalis (striped riceborer) is the source of this 453-nucleotide messenger RNA. The record is from the annotation of a GenBank genome assembly. Lineage: Eukaryota; Metazoa; Arthropoda; Insecta; Lepidoptera; Crambidae.
AUGGCUCCCGUUUCUUUAGACAACCCGGUGAUUCGUUCGUACCUCUUUUACUCCGGCGUACUCGGUCUGAAAUUGUUGGGAACCGCUUUGCUGACAUCGAAGGCAAGAUACACGCGAAAGGUGUUCGCUAACGAAGAGGACGCGAGGUACUCAGGAGGCGUAGUGAAGGUGAAUGACCCCGAAGUGGAGCGGGCGCGUCGAGCCCACCUGAACGACUUGGAGAAUAUUCCAGUAUUUUGGAUUCUCGGUGCGAUAUUCGUCACGACAGGCCCGAGCGCCUCCGUCGCCACUCUCUUGUUUAGAACUUACACUGCCAUGAGGUUCCUUCAUACAAUCGUGUACGCGGUGAAGCCUCUACCACAACCGACGAGAGCCAUCGUCUUCACUAUACCAUUCCUCCUCACCGUUUACAUGGGCGUGAACAUAAUCAUACAUUACGCUGAAGGAUUUUAA